Apiotrichum porosum is the source of this 597-nucleotide messenger RNA. RefSeq names its product p24 complex component (gene EMP24). Gene Ontology annotation, cellular component: Golgi apparatus; COPII-coated ER to Golgi transport vesicle; endoplasmic reticulum. The coding region runs from base 1 to 597 and encodes 198 amino acids. The transcript has 5 exons. The record is from RefSeq and is a predicted model, not a curated record. Lineage: Eukaryota; Fungi; Basidiomycota; Tremellomycetes; Trichosporonales; Trichosporonaceae. Gene Ontology annotation, biological process: endoplasmic reticulum to Golgi vesicle-mediated transport; Golgi organization; protein retention in ER lumen.
AUGCGCUACUGGGCCGUUGUCGCGGCCGUGCUCGCGCUCUUUGCGCCAGUGUUCGCCCACAGGAUAGACGUCGCGCCGCGCUCCAAGCAGUGCUUCUUUGAGAACCUCCAGACCGAUGACAGGAUGACUGUCUCGUACGAGGUCGGCGGCGCGUCGCACAAUGGCCCCCUUGAGAUUGACUUCUAUGUUCAAUCGCCCAGCGGAAACCAGAUUUACAGCUCAAACCGCGAGUCGCAGGGCUCGUUCUCAACGGCUGCCGCUUCGCCCGGCCGCUACACUUACUGCUUCAACAACCACGGUAGCCCGACCUCGGCCAAGACCGUCAGCUUCAACGUCCACGGCAUCCUCUUCCUUGGCGACGACGAGCCCAUUGCCCCCGUCGAGGUGGAGAUCCGCGAGCUCUCUAACCGCAUCCAGAUGGUCAAGGAUGAGCAGGCUUACCUUGUCGUUCGCGAGCGUGUGCAUAGGAAUACCUGCGAGUCGACCAACUCGCGUGUCAAGUGGUGGGGUGUGGCUCAGAUUAUCAUUCUCCUGUCCAUCUGCGGGUGGAACGUCCACUACCUCAAGAGCUGGUUCGAGGUGAAGCGUGUGCUGUAG